Messenger RNA from Coffea eugenioides, 792 nucleotides. RefSeq lists its product as uncharacterized. Bases 1 to 792 code for a protein of 263 amino acids. The record is from RefSeq and is a predicted model, not a curated record. Gene Ontology annotation, molecular function: nucleic acid binding; zinc ion binding. NCBI's taxonomy places the organism in Eukaryota, Viridiplantae, Streptophyta, Magnoliopsida, Gentianales, Rubiaceae. The transcript has a single exon.
AUGGAGGGUGAGUUGACCGAGCUGUUACAGAAAUUUUCCUUAGCUGGAAAUGAGCUUGCGGGAGCUAUGUUGAAUCCAGAGGAUCUAAACAGUGAAGUUAGAGAAUGUGAAGGAAGCUUGAUAGGCAGAAUUAUGGGGGAAAAAGUAGCUAACUUUACAGGGGUGAAGAACUUUGUUGCCGCUGCUUGGAGCUACCCCAAAAACUUGACAGUCAUGGAACUAGGGCCCAAUUUAUACCAGUUUAACAUUCCUAAUCUGGAAGAGAGAGAUAGGAUUGUGGAAGGGGGUCCGUGGGUGAUAGAUAAUCAAGUGAUGAUUCUUAGGAUGUGGUCAGAAGAGAUUGAAGAAAAUUAUGGAGCUUUUGCUACAGCACCUUCGUGGAUGCAACCAUGGAACUUGCCAGUGCAUUGGCUAACUAAAGAGGUGGGUAGGAAGAUUGGAGCUGUGUUUAAAGAAGUGAAAGAGGUUAUUAUACCUCAGUCUGGGGGAAAAGAGGGUAGACAUCUCAAAAUCCUGGCCCUUGUAGACCUAUCAACACCUCUCCUUAGAGGUACAGUAGUUCAAACAGCAGGAACAUUUAAGUGGGUAGUUUUCAAGUAUGAGAGAUAUCCAGACUUUUGUUAUAAUUGUGGUGUGGUAGGCCAUAGUGAAAGAUCUUGUAAAGAGCAGAGAGUUACGAUGGCAAGGCUCUCAGAGAACCAAUACGGCCCUUGGAUAAGAGCAGGUAGUACCAUAAGUCCUAGUAAGGAAAGACAUUUGAAAGCUGAUCUGAAUAAGGACAAAAGAUAUUGA